Molecule: messenger RNA, 889 nt
Organism: Telopea speciosissima
Lineage: Eukaryota; Viridiplantae; Streptophyta; Magnoliopsida; Proteales; Proteaceae
Product: photosystem I chlorophyll a/b-binding protein 5, chloroplastic
Exons: 6
Coding region: 51-869 (272 amino acids)
Biological process (GO): response to light stimulus; photosynthesis, light harvesting in photosystem I
Cellular component (GO): membrane
Source: RefSeq, a predicted model, not a curated record
GCCAAUAAGUCGAGUUGCCGAUAGCAGAGGAUAGAGAGGAGAGGGGAGAGAUGGCCGUUGCAAUGGGAAGUAGAACCCUCUUUCAGCCUCUCUCAGCUGCUGCUCUUGCUUCUGCUUCUUCUUCUUCCACAUUUGCUGGUAAGCACAUUAGCAGUUACCCGUUCGUUAGUACCUUCUCGCCUGUAAGCCCAACAACCACCACUUCGCGUCCCCACUCAACCAUAGUUCGAGCACAGCGACCCACCUGGCUUCCUGGACUCGACCCACCUCCUCACCUCGAUGGAACUCUAGCCGGAGAUUAUGGUUUCGAUCCUCUCGGGCUCGGAGAGGAUCCAGAAAGUUUGAGAUGGUAUGUGCAGGCAGAACUGGUGCAUGCUCGUUUGGCAAUGGCUGGAGUUGCCGGAAUUCUAUUUACUGAUUUACUUCGUGUGACAAAAAUCAGCAAUUUACCAGUUUGGUACGAAGCAGGGGCUGUGAAAUUCAACUUUGCCAGCACAGAGACCUUGUUCAUUGUUCAACUAUUGUUGAUGGGAUUUGCAGAGACAAAGAGGUACAUGGAUUUCACUAAUCCUGGAUCCCAGUCUCAAGAGGGAACUUUCUUUGGGCUUGAAGCUGCGCUAGAAGGUUUAGAACCAGGCUACCCUGGUGGUCCAUUGCUCAAUCCUCUUGGUCUAGCUAAAGAUAUAAAAAAUGCUCACGACUGGAAGCUCAAAGAGAUCAAGAACGGACGGCUGGCAAUGGUGGCCAUGCUUGGUAUAUUCAUCCAGGCAAAUGUGACUCAUGUCGGUCCCAUUGACAAUCUCAUGGAGCAUCUCUCUGAUCCGUGGCACAGAACUGUAAUCCAGACAAUGUGUGGUGCAGGUUCUUGAAUAUAAGGAAACUCAGUUCC